CUGCUCCACAACUGAUUUUUCCUCCAUAAAUCUGGCGUCAUCUAGAUCUUUGUGACCAUGCACAUCAAAGGAAAAGUUGCCAUAAUUACCGGCGGUGCAGGUGCUCUUGGACAAGCAAUGGCCAGAGCUUUGUUGGAGAAAGAAGCCAAGGUGUGUAUCUUUGACAUCCAUGCUGACAGAGGUGCUGAGAUAGAGUCUUCACUACAGAGUCAGUUCGGAGGAGACAAAGUGUCUUUCUCGCUGUGCGAUGUAACUGACGAAAAGGGUUUUAAAGAGACCUUCGACGGCGUCGUGACACGUUAUGGACAGGUGGACAUCAUGAUCAAUAAUGCAGCCGUCAUCAAUGAGAAGAUAGACAUUGACAAGAUGCUGAUGGUUAACCUGGGUGGCACCAUCAGAGGUUCGAACCUCGCCAUCAAGCACAUGAGGAAGGAUGAAGGUGGGGAAGGUGGUGUGGUCGUCAACGUCUCCUCCAUUACAGCAAUAGAGUCUUUCCACACUAUCCCAGCAUAUACAGCCACAAAGUCCGGGGUAGUUGGAUUCACAAGAUCCUGGGCAGCAAAUCCCUAUCUGAAAGAAAUGGACUUGAGAUUCUGCUUGGUGUGCCCCACAGCAUUCGCAUCGUUUAUAUUCCCUGAUCCAAUGACACAAGCGUUGUAUGUUGAGGACGUGAAGAAGUUUUGGGAAAAACAUGGCAGCGAAGAUCCAAAAGACAUAGCUGCUUCAGUGAUAGAUCUGCUGGAGGAUGAUGACAGUAACGGCACCAUAAUUCACACGCGUUCCAAAGGACAGAAUCGCAGAGUGAAGAUAGAGGCGACUGAUGAACCAACUUAAGGAGUCACUCUCAAAGACACUGCCAAACAGUUGGUAAUUAGAGAGCUUCUGACAUCGAUUGGCGUGAAAUUCUGCACAACAGGUUAUUUUUUUUCUUUUGUGAAAACGUUAUGCUGUGAACAAGUAUAAUAUCAGGUCAAACACAUAUUCUACAGCAGGCAUAAUUUGUAAGGUCUUCUAAAUGUCGAAGUCAAUUUAUCCUUGACUUCAUCUGUACAUUCAUGACGUACAGCAAUCCUAAAUAUAAAAUCAUUUAUAAAAAAAGUAUUCUAAAUGUCGAAAUCAAUUUAUACUUGACUUCAUUUGUACAUUGAUGUUGUAUAGAAGUUAUAAAAUGUUAUCUUUCCAGGCAUAUGUUAAUUUUGCAUGAAUCUUUGCAUAAUAAAAAUCACACAUUUCAUCGA
This is a messenger RNA of Haliotis rubra (blacklip abalone), 1238 nucleotides long. Its product is annotated as 15-hydroxyprostaglandin dehydrogenase [NAD(+)]-like. Gene Ontology annotation, cellular component: cytoplasm. The transcript is spliced from 7 exons. The record is from RefSeq and is a predicted model, not a curated record. Gene Ontology annotation, molecular function: oxidoreductase activity, acting on the CH-OH group of donors, NAD or NADP as acceptor. The coding region runs from base 58 to 834 and encodes 258 amino acids. NCBI's taxonomy places the organism in Eukaryota, Metazoa, Mollusca, Gastropoda, Lepetellida, Haliotidae.